This is a messenger RNA of Argentina anserina (silverweed cinquefoil), 1405 nucleotides long. Its product is annotated as GDSL esterase/lipase 2-like. NCBI's taxonomy places the organism in Eukaryota, Viridiplantae, Streptophyta, Magnoliopsida, Rosales, Rosaceae. The record is from RefSeq and is a predicted model, not a curated record. The transcript has 5 exons. Bases 30 to 1145 code for a protein of 371 amino acids. Gene Ontology annotation, molecular function: lipase activity. Gene Ontology annotation, biological process: lipid metabolic process.
AACAAUAGGUGAAGAUCACUGCAUCUAAAAUGGCAAACAUCAGCUUCCAUAAUUAUAUCUUUGGUUUCUGUACAAGCCUUCUCAUCAUCACGACCCUAAGCCACAGCGAGAGUGGGUUGCCGUCGGAGGAACAUGUCUCCCUUUUCAUCUUCGGGGACUCAAUUUUUGAUGCCGGAAACAAUAACUACAUCAACACUAGUCUGCGAGCAAAUUAUCGGCCAUAUGGUGAAACCUAUUUUAAGUACCCAACGGGAAGAUUUUCAGAUGGUCGUCUGAUUUCAGAUUUUAUAGCUGAGUACGCAAAACUACCUGUUAUUCCACCAUAUCUACAACCCGGCAACCAUAAUUUUACAUAUGGUGCAAACUUUGCAUCUGCAGGAGCUGGUGCUUUAGUUGAAACUAGCCAAGGUUUGGUAAUAGACCUUAAUUCUCAACUGUCGUAUUUUGAGCGAGUCUGUGAGUCAUUGAUGAAGAACUUAGGGGAUGAAGAAGCCAAUAUUCUGAUAUCAAGAGCCGUUUACUUGUUUAGUGUUGGAGGCAACGAUUACUCGUACAUAUUUGGGACAAACUCCAGCAUCCUUCAAACCUACUCUCACAGAGAAUUUGUAGGAACGGUUCUAGGCAACAUUACUUCAGCGAUCGAACAGGAAAUAUACAAGAAGGGAGGAAGGAACUUCGGGUUUCUUAGCCUUGAUCCUCUUGGUUGUUUACCAUUUUCAAGAGCAGUUGUGCAGGGACAGAAUGGUACCGGAUGCUUCAAAGAAAUUACACCGUACGUAAAACUGCACAAUAAAGCGCUUCCCAAACUCCUUCGGAAGCUGGAGACUAAGCUCAAGGGAUUCAGAUACUCCCUUUCCGACUAUAAUGAGUUCCUGAGAGAUAGAAUAAAUCACCCUUCUAAACAUGGUUUUGAGGAGGGGAAGGUGGCAUGCUGUGGAAGUGGUGUAUAUAGAGGAAUUUUCAGCUGCGGAGGCGAAAGAGGUAUCAAAGAGUAUAAAUUAUGCUCUAAUGCAAGUGAAUAUGUUUUCUUUGACUCUGCCCAUACAACAGAAAGGGUCAAUGAGGAAUUUGCUAGGCUCUUCUGGAGUGGAACUCCCAAUUCCACUGCCCCUUACAAUCUCAAAGCACUAUUCGAAUGGAACUAACAAAGUAUAUAUAUACAGUAUAUCUCAAUAUGUAGUUAAUCGUUAGAUCAUAUCGAUAAUGACUCUAUAUUGGCGAUCUUAACUCUCCGUUAAGAUACUUUAAUACUACACAUAGUGUAUAGCUACUAGGAAAGUUAUAGCAUCUUAACCAAAUUGUCAAUUUUGACUGAUUGUUGAGAUAAAUCAUCUACGAAGUGUAUGCGUUGCUCCAGUGGCUCCACAUAUAUACAAGUUAAUUAAAGUUCUUUUUUGAAAUAUAA